Messenger RNA from Limulus polyphemus (Atlantic horseshoe crab), 5521 nucleotides. RefSeq names its product junctophilin-1-like. Gene Ontology annotation, cellular component: endoplasmic reticulum membrane; junctional membrane complex; plasma membrane. The coding region runs from base 1060 to 3333 and encodes 757 amino acids. The transcript is spliced from 6 exons. The record is from RefSeq and is a predicted model, not a curated record. Lineage: Eukaryota; Metazoa; Arthropoda; Merostomata; Xiphosura; Limulidae.
GAUUUACAAUAAAAAAAAUAACAAUUAUUACCUAGAAGUACUUUUUUGUAUGUUUCAGUUUAGAAUAGCUUUUUUAAACACUAUAUUCCCAGAUACACCUCUCAAUAAUACUCUGGUAGAAAUUUAUUUUCUGUUAUACUUCAACCAAUAAAAUAACACAAAUGAUAGCAACUUAAUUUACGUAAUUGACAUCAGAUUUAAUCCAGUUGAAUAAAACUUUAUGUUAUACAUAAAACUACAAUUAAAUUAACGUUGAAAACACAUUUUGUAUGGCAUAUCUGUAGACAAUAAACACUGUGUUAUGUGCAUAUACUAUCACAUCCAUCGCUCAGAAAUAUUGUCUCAUAACAAAAUAUUCGUAUCUGUGGGAAUUUUGUAGCGUAACAAAACUCUUCCAAAAGUCCACUGUAAUAUUUAUAUUGAUUACAAUAUUAUAUAUUUUAAUACCUUGAAUGCUAGCACACAUACGCCUACGAAAACAACACCAAUAUCACUGGCUUUAUCUAGGAGAGAUGGUGUAUGAUGCUUGGUUGAUGGGUAAUCCACAGAAUAGAUGUUAAUGUAUGGCAUGGCCAAUAUUAUGGAUUACACUGGUUCAUUAAAGCAUUUCUCCCGAUCAAACUAUCUAUUUUUCAAUUUGACUCAUGUGCAAUUUUUGCUUACUAGUAUAUUCUAUGACGGUCCUGUAUUCACAUUUACACGGAGCAAAGCUGGAGAAAGUGUGACGUUAUACCCCUGAACUGUGACGUUCUUGUCAUAACCGAUUCUCGCACUGGCGAUGUUAUUAGCGUUUUCACUGAACUCUGCGCAUGAUCUGUGCGCACUGUUCGUUUGUGACGACACUGCCAAGAAAACCUGGCUUCUAAAGGAACGCCACGGGCCGUGCUCAGGAGCAAGAUACUAUACUAGGGCACAGCGGCGGAGAUCACCAGGCCGCUUCGACCUUUCGCUAGGCCUACCUUUAACGAAGGACCCCAGAGGAACAGGCUCAUCCUGUAUGUGUAAGGACAUUGUCCAAGGAUACGAACGCCGCUAUAUGUAUCCUGGCUACCCCAGCUCAUGAGCAGCUCUCACUGGGAGUCUCGGUCGACCACAAGUGGCGGCCGCUUCGACUUUGAUGAUGGGGGUACAUACUGUGGUGGGUGGGAGGACGGCAAAGCGCAUGGCUAUGGUGUGUGUACAGGCCCCAAGGGGCAGGGUGAAUAUAGCGGUUCAUGGCACUAUGGGUUUGAAGUGUCAGGGGUGUAUACUUGGCCCAGCGGCAGUAAUUACGAAGGUCAGUGGCAAAACGGCAAAAGACAUGGCCUAGGAGUAGAGACCCGUGGCAGCUGGAUGUACCGUGGAGAAUGGACCCAGGGGCUAAAAGGUCGAUACGGUGUCCGGCAGUCAAUGACAUCGGAGGCAAAGUAUGAGGGAACGUGGGCUAACGGACUGCAAGACGGAUAUGGAUCUGAAACUUAUGCCGAUGGUGGCAUUUACCAAGGGCAGUGGCUAAGAGGUUUACGUCAUGGUUACGGUGUACGUAAUAGCGCCCCCUUUGGCUUGGCUUCACAUACUCGUCCAAAGAAUGCUCGAUUUUCUGUUUCGUCUCUGGAACAUGACCACGUUGACCCUGCGAGUAUAAGAAAUCGAAAAAUAGAUGACUGCCGGGGAGGCUUUGUACUGAAGGCGAAAAGUGACGAACCUCCUCCCAGAAGACGAUCUCUUGUCGAUAAAUCCUCAACUUUAAAGAAAACAAUCCUUCAGACCUUGAAGCUGAGGAAGCAAAGAAGUACAGGUGAUCUUAAUCGGAAAGAAGGAUCAUCAUCUUUCCGAAGUACAAGAUCGACAGGAAGCUCGGGUAGUUCCGAGUACAGUCCAUCCGGCUUGACCAGAACCUCCGGCCGUACGGAUUCCAGUGUCAGCUUUGUGAGUCAGGAUGACGUCAUGGAUACUAAUGUCGUAGAGGCGUACAUGGGCGAAUGGAAGAACGACAAGCGGUGUGGUUUCGGUAUUUCGGAACGUUCAGACGGGCUGAAAUAUGAAGGCGAAUGGUAUAACAACAAAAAGUAUGGCUACGGUGUUACGUCUUUUAAAGAUGGGACCAGAGAGGAGGGCAAGUACAAAAACAACAUUCUCUUGACCUCAGGAAAGAAAAAACACUUGUUCUUGCUCAGGUCAACUAGGAUUCGUGAAAGAGUAGUAGCAGCAGUUAACGCCGCAGUUAGGGCUUCACAACUAGCUCUACAGAAGGCUGAUAUUGGCAUAUCAAGGACAGCCACUGCAAGAGACAAAGCAGAACAAGCGGACGUUGCUGCCAAGAACGCAAUAGAAGAAUCUAAUUUUGCAAGGAUAAUCGGAAAGCAGUUUGCUCCAGAAUUUCAGCAGCCAGGAUUUCACCUGUUAAGGACAAAUCUUCCUGAGGUCAGCAAGCUCCGAGUAUCUGGAAACCCUCAUCAGGAUACACCCCAGAGGUCCAGAUCUCUUUACUCUCCGUCAGUAAGUGCCUCACGUGAUAACAUCUCGGAUAAUCCUGGGAUCCAAAAAGAUGUAGAAAGUCCCGCUGUCGAGGGGUUGACUCUUAACAUCGAUGACUUUAGUGCCAGAACACCUCAAGGAUCUCGAGCUCCAACCCCAGCACCAGAGCUUUACCAAGGGGGACGGAAACCUUCUAGUUUCCUUGACCCCUCGAGAGGUGAACCACUAAAUUGCUCUCCUCAGGGGUCAUUCCGCCGGGCUAGAGAACCCAACCCACCGGAUAGUGAAAGAAGUUAUACCUUCCAAAACGCCCUCGCCGAACAUUUUGAUCAAUAUCGGUCCAAUCCCAGCAAUUCUCGAUCUCGAGCUAAGCAUUCCCGUAAAACAACCAAUCCUCCCACCAUAAUCCUCGCCCCUCUUCGCCAGCGCCAGGACUGUACCCCUGACUCAGGAGUGUCUGAGACAAUGGACGGUGAGGAACAGUCUCCAGGUCGUGUGCCCCGCCGCUCGACUCUACCAAACCUGUAUGCUGAAAACUUCCAAGCAGAAGCAUUUCUUGCGGAAGGUGAUGGAGAGGAAGGCCAGCUACAACCGAAUCAUACUGGACCUCUCAAACGGAAGAAAAGCCUGCCUAAUGUCGAGUCUCUCGUUGAAAAGACCUAUGUUAUGUCCAGGGAGGAGGUGGCCGAGCUGAGCUCUCAACGACGCGAGGAAAUCCGUAGAAGCCAUGAAGAAGCUGAGAGGCUCCGAGCAAAUCCUCUCUUAUACUUGUUUAAUCCUGAUUUUAGGGAUUGGUUGUCGCGUCAACAACUCGUCAUGAUCGUCCUUUUCAUCAACAUUAGUUUGGCAAUUAUGUUCUUCAAACUUUUGACCUAACCUCCAACAUGAGUGUCAGCUUGGCCACUUUUGAGAGUGCCACUUUGGCAUCUCCUGGAAAGCCUUUACUGUCCUGUAGAAAGUGUCAAGUUGGAGAUCUACUUUUCCUCGCAAAGUUGUCGAUUUUGUGACCUCAUGCAAACUGUGUAUGAUUUUGGAACAAAGAUAUUUGCCCUGUGGUGUUGGACGAACUAAACUGUUUGAAAUAAGACACAUAGACCACAUCUGAUUGUUAGAUUCUAUUAUAAACGAUAGAAGACCUAGAAAAAAAAGAAGCAGAAAUUACACAGUUUGAUCAAAGACAUAUAGGAAAGAAGAAAAGAAGGAAAUUACAGUUUUAACGAAAGAUGUACAGAAAACUGAAGGAAAGAAAAAGACGAAAAUUACACAGUUUUAUUAUAAGAUUUAUGAUUUUUAAUGGAUAGCCGUGUUUAACACCUAUUGAAUGUGGAUGUGUGAAGCCAGAUUGGUUUGAGUAUUUACAAGUUUGUGGGAUAAGACGUAGUUUCCACUUAGAACUUAGUUGUAUACAGAUGUAUAGGUUGAAGUGCAUUGCCAUCAGUGAAUAUGAACUAUGGUAUACAAGGCUGUGAGUUAAGCCGAUUAUCGAAAGUUGUUUACAGAUAACUGUGUUAAGUUGUAAUUCCUUAUUAAUGUAGAAUGUGGUUUUCGAGUCUCUGUGUGUCAUACCACACCUCCCUAUGGGAUUAAAAUGUCCGUGUUAAGCCUUAAAGUUAAGAUGAAUGUGGAACAACGUUUACAAGCCCCUGGCUAAGCCCUGUCAAUAUAUAUAAAGAAUGUGGUAUGUUAGUUUGAAACUUAGACUUCAAAUCCUACCUCCUUAGACAGUGGUGUGAGGACCUGAUUUUACUCUCUUUAGAAGACUUUAAAACCAAUCGCGAGAAACGAUGGACUAUGAUCAUGAUGGCCGGAGCUCAGUAAUUGAUUCAUAAGUCAGAUAAGCCUUCGUCUAGUCAAGUGUUAGUCAGCUUUACAGAAAAUGGGUAGACUGGUCAUAAAAUAGUUAUUUGUUUGUUUGUUUUUGUUGUUGUAGAAAGUAAACCCAAUAGAACGUUCUCGGCUUCAGACUCUACAUUAGCUAAUCCACAUGCCCAGGUUCAAAGGGUUCAUUGACACAGAGUGCUUGCUUAUCAAGAGUUACAACCACGUGGCUCCAUACACUCUGACUCGAUUAUACGUAAUGCAUCUCUAGUCCAUUAAUGUCUGUGAUCGGACUGAGAAAGUUUCUUCAACGUGUGUUGAAAGGGUAGGUGUCACAAGAACUAACCACCUUUCUCCAUCUUGUCAGGUUCGACCCUGGGAAUAAUUUUCUAGGCUUAUUUAUACUGUAUAAUUAAGAAGUCCUGAGGAAUGUUCAUGGACCAGUCAUGCAGAGAUAUACCACAGCUUAGGUUUUAUACUUUGUAAUUCAAGUUAUUUAUUGUACUUUAUUAUUCACUAAUUUCAAAUUUUAAGUUCUCAAAUAACUCACAUUUCUAAAUAUAAAAGAAAACAAUUCUAUAACAUGUUUAAACUAAAAUUUACCUACGGCAUUAAAAAAGCAUUUUUUUAUUCAUAAACGGUGUAUCGUACUCAAAAAGCACAGUGUGAAAGAAGAACUUGGUUUUUAUCAUAGUAAAUAUAUGUUUUUGUUGUUACUGCUGUUUCUUUUUGCUUUGUUUUGUAUGAAUAGAUCAAAACAAGCUUUUUCAGAAAGACGCCAUCUAAUGAGUUCCAAUCAGAGAAGGAUUAUGGAGCCUUUUUUGGCAACUUGACAGAAAGGGUCACAAAUAUUGUAAACUGGUUUUAAAGCUAUUUAUUCAUUCAUACAUCCAUCCAUAAAGCGAAAAGAAAAUGAUUUUUUCCCUUUUUAAAUUUAUUUACAAAGAAUUACGUUAUUUCGAAUAUUAUUUAUAUUGUUAGAGCAAAGCUAAUGUAAUUAACCAAUUAUCGUAUUAUGUCAUCGAUAAACAACAUAUUUACAUAUUUGUAAACAUAACCAUAAAACUUCGAUAUUUUAAUAAAAUUUACAAAGUGAAAAAGGCAAUGUAGAUCAAAUGACGUAUUAAUGGUAUUAUAGACAAAUAUGGAUAAACUGACCUACAAAAUGAUAGUUACUAGUUUGUUUUUUUUCGUUUCUGUUCUGCAUUGUAGGAUGAUAUAGCUAAUAAAACUCGUUUCUAUAUUA